AGCCAGUGCGGGAAAGAGCAAUGUACGAAGUGGGAAGAAGCGAAAAGUGAUACAGAAAUUUGCCAUGGAUUUUGAUCAAACUCAAGUCAUAGCGUUGGAAGAAUUUGAAGAUGACACGGAUGAGAAUAUUUCUCAGUCCCAGAAAACUCCAGUGGCUCAUUUGAAAGUUGGUUGCCAGAAAGGGGUUCCUGAGAAGUUGUACCCUCUAUUUGAAGGAAACAAUAUUGUUGGUCGACAUGAGGAUUGCAAUGUCUACAUUCCAAGUAAGGCUUUGUCGAAGCAGCAUGCUUGUGUUGAGAUCCGUGGGGAUAGUCACUUGAUCUACGACAGUGGCAGCAGGAACAAGACACGACGUGGCAAGCUGUUUCUGACACCCAACGUCCGCUAUGAGCUAAAACAUAAUGAUGCUCUUGUGUUUGCUGAUGUCCAUGCUUCCUACCUCACCAGCAGUGAUCAGCAUAUGGCCUCCGUGAAGUCCUUCGUUCGGGAGUCGGUUGGAGGUCUCCGGCAGGAGUUCCUCACCCACUCCGGGCGGGGCGAGAGUCGAGGGCCCUGGGGGAAGGCGGCUUCCUCGGGCAGCUCGGCUGCUUUCGGCAAGGCGCCUUACUCCACCUUUGCCCUCGGCGGAAUCCCCUGCGACGCAGCGUGCGGACCUACGAGGGGUCUACGGAACAGCGAUGCAGCAGCGACCUCCUUCAAGGACUCUAAGGCCUUGUUGGAGCACCAGCGGGUGUCUGCCCCCGGCUCCGGUGCCACCUUCCUCCGCCGGGGUGCAGCCUACACCCGAGUCUGGCGGCUGGCCGGCCGCUUGGUGUCUCAUGUUGACGACUCUGGCUCUGACACUGGGUCAGAGUCAAUGCUGCAGACUGUCAUGGCAACCGGCAGUGCGGAUGUCAACCCAGUGUUGGACGAGACAGGAAAUGAUGACAUGAGUGACGCCAGCAGCGACAUCCUUCAGCCUACACAGCCUUCCAGUACUAUACCCUCCUGGACCAGCAGCCGAAUGCUGGAGCCCACACAGAGGUGUGUGACAGACAGUCCAGGCCAUGUUGCAGGUGAUCUGACAGUCGGGGAGACGCCGUUGCCAAAGAAUAAUCAGUCAGCCGACCUUUCAACCCUGGUGCUGCCAGAUUCCGAUGCAGAAGAUGACAGUGAUGGGUCUAAGAACUUCGUGAAAACAAACGCCAGAGUGUUGGAAAGGAAGUUUGGUGGCGUCGUGGCGAAGCGGCAAGAAGCGUGGCAGGUUAUUACAGCAACCAUCAACUCCGCUGGUCUGCAUCCCAGAUCUAAAGAAGAGGUAGAGAAAAAGUGGAAGAACAUAAAGAGUCAAUCAAAACGGAAGUAUUCUGAGUUCAGCAGAAUGACUAGAGGAACAGGAGGUGGACCAGCACCAACACCAAUCAGCCCAGUGACCGAUGCUGUCAUUGACACUUUAGGCCAGAACAAUGUGGCACUGACAGGUGUGCCUGGGUCAGUCGACUCAACAAUGCUGCAGGUACUUGACUUGGUACCAACCGAUGACAGUUUGUUUGUGGUCCUGCCAAUGGCCUUAGGAAAGGAGAAAGACACAUCAGGCAAUCAGGAUCUGUUGGGUGCGCCGACCCAGGCCUUCAUGUCACACACCGACACAGACGGAGAAGAGGAUGAGGAUCCUGCUGACAAGAAGGACCUGAUGUGUGCUGCCACCCAGGCGUGUGGGUUGUUGGACAGCGACACUGAGGAGGACCCCAAGGUCGACCUGUUUGCCCCGACACUGGCCGUGGUGCAGGACAGCGAGUCAGACUCAGACGGGUCGUGUAUCAUUGACCUGAAUGCUCCAACACAGGCAGUGCUUCAAAAUGAUGAGGAAUGGGAGAAGAAGAAGAGGAUGGAGAUCGAGACGUCAAGGUCGGUGUUGCUCAUUCUAGGACUCGCCAAUCACUUGCCAGUAUACAAGACGAUGGCUUAUGAAAUGGAUGUUGAAAAGGAGAGACUGAAGAAAGGAAGAAAGUCAGGGAAAACAAAAUCUUCAGGACAGGUGUGUGCUCCAACCCUUGCCUAUGACAUAGACAUAGGAGAAUCCAAAAAGCCUCCGAAGGCUCCUGGGAGUGGUGCCACUGUUGAAUAUGAUAUGGACACAGAUGGGGAACCCAAGAAGUCUUCGAGGAGAGGUCGUGGCAGUGACCCGACAGUUGCGUACGACUUGGAGGAGGAACUCAAAGAAACCAAGAAAGAUAACUCUGGCGGGUCUGGCUCAACUCAAAGCUUCGUAGUUCAGGACGAGAAGUCUGUUGAAACACAGGAUCCUGACGAUGCUGGAUUGGUUCCAACGCAGGUGUUUGAGGUGGAGGAGGAAGAGGACGAGGAGGAGGACGAAGAUGUGAGUCAUCUGUUAAUGACGUCGACGCUGGCGUGUGACAUGGAGGAGGAGGACCGGAUGUCUCCGAGGGAUCUGGGGUUGAAGGAGGUAGUACAGCCAGCUGGGGACGCGGAUGCUACUCAAGUGUUUGAAGAAGAGCAAGUAGCAGCACCCCAAACUGGAAGAAAGAAGAAAACGGACAAGAAUCAGAAUGAGGAUGCUACACAGGUGUUUGGAGAUGAUGCUACUGUAGCUAUUUGUGAACCUUCUGAACAGGAAAAGUCCAAUGAAAAAUGUAAUGAGGCUACUCAAGUGUUUGGUGAUGAUGCAACCCUAGCUAUUAAUGAACCAUCGCCUAAAAAGAAGAAGUCCAAGAAACAGCCAGAAAGUGAUGCUACGCAAGUGGUAAGCGAUGAGACUCAAGUGUUUGGUGAUGAUGCAACUCUAGCUGUUACAGAACCAUCACCUAAACAGAAAAAGUCCAAGAAACUACCAGAUAAUGAUGAGACACAAGUGUUGAAUGAAGAUGCAACUCAAGUGUUUGACGAGGAUGCAGUCCGUGGAGGGAGUAAGCUUACUUCCAGGUCACCCAGAGGGAGGAAAUCCAAACAAGCAAAGGCAGAUGAUGCUACACUGAUGGUGUCUGACAACGAUGCAGUGGUGACCUGUGAGGAUGCCACACAGGUGUUUGAAGAGGCCACUGUUGCAGUGUCAGAAGUUGAGGACAAGUCAGGGGAAGGUGCUACGCAGGUGUUUGACGAAGCCACUGUGGCAGUGUCGGAAGUUGAGGACAAGUCAGGGGAAGAUGCUACACAGGUGUUUGGUAUUGAAGAUGCAACUCUGUUGGUAUCGGAUGCUACCAACAGGGACGCAGAUACAGAUGCAACUCAGGUCUUUGAUUGUGCUACUUUGAUGGUGGAGGAGAAGCAGGAUCUUGACGAACCCACAGACGACAGUACGCAGGUGUUUGGAGAUGCUACAGUUGCCAUAGAGGAAGAGGAAAUGCCUUCACGGAAAAGAGGUCGUGGGAAGAAAUCUGGACAUGACAAUAUAAAGAUGACAGAAACUGAGGCUACAGUUGCCAUAGAGAAAGAGGCAGAGAUGCCUGCAAGGAAGAGAGGUCGUGGGAAGAAAUCUGGACAUGACAAUAUAAAGAUGACAGAAACUGAGGCUACAGUUGCCAUAGAGGAAGAGGCAGAGAUGCCUGCAAGGAAGAGAGGUCGUGGGAAGAAGGCCCAGUCUUCUAUUGAUCAGGAUGCUCCAACUGUUCCUGUUGAUGUGGAUGAUGCCACUAUGGCUGUGAUGGAACCUGAACCUGCAAGACGAGGUAGAGGAAGAGGUAGAGGAAGGGGCAGGGGGAAGAAGACUACUGUAGAAGCCAUUGAGAAAGAGUCACACAGUGUGAGAGGAGGGGUGAAGAGAGGACGAAGAAGCAAGGAUGCUGGAGAUGCUACUAUGCCUGUAGACGAUGUUGGUGAGGGUGCCACUCUCCCAGCUGCUGAUGUGGAAGAUGCUACCAUGGCUGUAGACGAUGUUGGUCAGGACGCAACUCUCCCAGCUGCCGAUGUUGACGGUGCUACUGUGCCUGUAGAGAGUGGUCAGGACGCAACCGUCCCUGUUGAUGAUGUUGAUACAACUGCAGCACCCAUCCCUGGUGGUACAGCGGGUGAUGACUCUGACUCUGAAGAUUCGACUUUGCCAGUGGAGGAAGUGAUCAACAUGGCUGAGGUGGAAGACCGAGGGACCAGGACAUCUGUAAGACGCAAAAACACUGAGAAACCAUCCCCUGCAGCCAGUCCCAGGAGUAGAGGAAGGCAAUCUACAAGGACCACAAGCUCUGGAGAAGGCACGGAUGUUUCCGAUCUUGAACCUACCCAGCUGUAUGGUGCUGAUGGACCAGAAGCCACACAGCAGUAUGGACUUGAUUCCACAGAGGAGAUGGUCCCAGACAGCCACUCCCAUGAGAAGGUGCCUUCUCCCAUGAUCCCCUUGCCUAAGCGCUCCCCUCACAAGUCAGCCCUGGCCAGUCCAAGGAGAAGUCCCUCACCCUCCCCAAAACGAGUUGCGUUUGCUGCUGGGGUUGCUGACAAUGAGCACAAGACCAAGAAGGUGACUGGUCUGGCUCGAGGCCGUGGGAGAGGAAGGAGAAGUCUGGAUGUUGCGUUGGCUGAUGUUGCUGUGGCAGGUGGUGAUGGUGGUCGGAGGAGGAGUACCCCUGGCAGAGUAGCGGUCGUGGAGAGAUUGGAGACCGGACUCGGACGAGGAAGAGGGAGGAGAAGAGGUGCUAGAGAACAGGUCGCAGUGAAGGAGGAACCAGCUGCAGAAGAUGGUGCAGAAGUGGACACGAAAGAGCAGACCGUGCUGGGAGAGGAAGAGGAAAGGAGGCUGUGGUGCUGGAGGAGAAGAAAGAGGAGACGACGAAGAGAGGGAGGAAGGAGGUUGUGGAGAGGUAGAGGAAGGAUAGAGGAUGAGGUGGAGAAAAAGGAAGAUCACACUCUGAAGAGAGGAAGGAAGGAAGUUGUGUUGGAGGACAAGAAAGAGGAGACUACUAAGAGAGGAAGAAAAGAAGUUGUGGAAAAGAAGGAAGAGGAAACUACGAAGAGACUAAGGAAGGAGGUUGUGGUGGAAGCAAAAGAAGAGACACCAUUAGCUGGACGCAGUCGAAGGAGCAUCGAGGUGUCCGUUGUUCCUGGCAAGACAGCUGGUGGCAGGAAGAACAAGGGGAAGACCAGCCACACAGCUGCAGAGGCAGGAAAAACAACUGAUAGUGUAAAAGAAGAACAGGAAAGUGUUGAGGUCGAGGAGAAAUCCUCUGAAGAUAUAAGUAAAAAGGGUAGCAAGGGAAGAGGGAGGAAGACGUCUCAAGAAGUGAAGGAGGAUCCUGUUAAAGAGGAGACAAAUGAAUCUGAUGUGACGACAAGCACGAGAAGAGGAAGGACGAGGAUGACACUAGAACCUCCACCACCUGGUCCUGCUGAGUUGAAAAGAAAUACCUCUGGGCGGAAGAGUCUACCUGCAGCUCUUGUCAGCCAAGUUGAACCGAACUCCACAAGAAGGGGUCGAUCUACUGAGAAAUGUGAAACUGAGAGUCGCAUGGUUCGGGCUGGAUCAGAAGACAGCAUUAAGUCAUCGCUUGAGAGUUCUGUUGAUGAAUCUAAGUCGACUAAAAGAGCUGGUCGUGGGAAAAAACAAACAGAAGAGUUGGAGUCUACAUCUAAAAGUGUUUCUCAAACAAAACAUGCAGCAGUUAAUGAAUCACAGGAUCUGAAUAUUUCAGGUGGUUUGAUAGAACUGGAAGAAAGUCCAACCAAAUCUGAUGACACUGAACAAGAAACAAGAACAUCUGUUAGAAAAAGAGCUUCAGAAGAAAGUGUAGACCUUCCUGUUGCCAAGAGAGGCAGGAGAGGGGCUAAAGGCAGCAUAGAACCUCCCGACAGUGAUGUCCCAGAACUGCUUCCUUCCAGAAGGAAAAGAGGAAAAGAUUCUUCUAGUGCAGAAGAAGCACCUGGUUCUAAGGAAGAAGACAGUGCUAAAGGAACAGUUGAGAAAGUUGAAACUGAAGUGUCUAGUGCUAAGAAAGGUAGGAAGGGUGUGACCAGGAGAACAUUGUCGGCUGGUAGAGGCAAGAAUUCAGUGGAAGAUCCAACAGACAGCAGUCAGGGUACACCCAGCUCUGUUGAGAGUACAGAUGGUGAAGCAUCACGAACAAGUCGACGUUCCAAGGCUCCUGCUAAUGCUCAGGCUCCUGAGAGUGAUGUGAAGAGGAAGAAAGGACGCAAAGUCGAUGCCAGUCAGGAACAAGAGGCAGCUCCAACCCCAGCCAAGAAGUCACGGUCAUCCGAUUCCUCCCCACCACAGGGUAAGCAGAAGCAGGUGAUGGAAGAGAUGUCGUCACCAUCGCUGCGUCGCAAGUCCACAGAGCCAAAACCUCAAGUCCUUUUUACUGGCGUGGUUGAUGAACAGGGUCAAAAGAUUGUGAAGGAAUCUGGAGGAACCUACAGCCAAAUGUUUCAGAUUGUGCGUCGGACGGUGAAGUUCCUGGGUGGUGUUGCUCGUGGAGUGCCCAUCGUCACCCCUCACUGGCUCAACAGCAGCAAGAGUGCCGGAACAUUCCUGGAUUGCUCCAAGUUCCUGGUGUCGGACACAGCGACAGAGAAGCAGUACAAGUUCUCUCUGAGGAAGUCCUUGGCUAAAGCCGCAGAGGAAAACUUGCUCCAGGGAUACAAAAUACACGUCACAAAAUCCGUCAGGCCAGAGCCCCCACAGAUGAAAGAUGUCCUCACGUGUGCUGGUGCUGAGUAUUUGUCCACCAUGCCAAAAAAAGUAGAAGCCAACCUGUUGGUGAUGUCAUGCGAGGAGGAUAAGUCUCAGUGCCAGGCUGCCAUCAAGGCCGGGAUUCCCAUCGUGUCCGCCGAGUUCGUCCUCACCGGCAUCCUGAGACAGGAAGUGGAUGUAGACAGUUUCAGGUUAUUCUCCAGCGAGGUAGGAGAUGGACGAGGGUCAAGGUCAGAUGUCGGAGGUGGACGGGGUGGGGCAAGGUCCAAGUCGAAGAAGUGAAAGACUCUCAAUCUCAAAUCAAAGGUCCAGCUGUGAUCCAUAUAUUUUAUCUGGCCAACUUGUUUUACGACCUGUGCAUUUUGUACAUAAGUAUGUAUGUGAGUUGGUUACAGAGCUGUUUGUUAUCUACCUGAAUGGAACGAAUUUCAAUGAUAUUGUUGCUAUAUGUUGAAACCUUCCUCACAUUUUAUAUCUAGGUCUUGUACUUGAUUUUUAAUUCCCAUUUUUAAACAUAUGACUUUAUUCAUUGACUUUCAUGAAAUAAUAUUAGUGAUAAUGGUUGCCUUGGUGCCAGCAGCUCCAUGAGGCUGUUUUUUACCCCAUGUAGUUCCGGAGAUGGAAUUGGUCUCCGGUCAGCUAUAGGUGCUGAGCAAGUAGAUGGUUAGGCUCAGUGAUGGGGUUGAUUGUUUGUCAAUACACCCCAAAGUUGUGGAUUGUUUCUCACACUAUUAAUCACUGGAUUGUCUGGUCCAGACUAAAUUAUUUACAGGACGGAAACAAAUCUUAUGUUCUACUAUUCAUUCUUCAACAUGUAGGAAUACUGAUGAGCUUGUAGGAAUUCAUCAAGAUUUUACAGUCCACCGCCGUAUAGCUGGAACAUUGCUGAGUGCGGUGUUAAACAACAAACAAACAAACAAACAAACAAAAAAUGAAUCAAGAUGGAAAUUUGGUGAAUGUGGGUUCAGUUCUGUUACAUCAAUAUUUGAGUCAUCUCAUAAAAUUGUCCGCAGUAAACCUUUUGAACUGCAGCAAAAAUCUGGUUUGGUAUGGAACAUAUACUGCUUAAAAGAAAUUAAGGAACAACCAAUUCUUUUUAUUACUUACAUAUUACUCAUAUUAGUAUAACUACUCA
This is a messenger RNA of Haliotis rubra (blacklip abalone), 7748 nucleotides long. RefSeq names its product mediator of DNA damage checkpoint protein 1-like. Gene Ontology annotation, cellular component: nucleus. The record is from RefSeq and is a predicted model, not a curated record. Lineage: Eukaryota; Metazoa; Mollusca; Gastropoda; Lepetellida; Haliotidae. Gene Ontology annotation, molecular function: protein binding. Gene Ontology annotation, biological process: positive regulation of transcription initiation by RNA polymerase II.